CAACAUAACAAAGAAAAAAAAAAAAAAGCCCAAAAACAUUAUUAACAACCAUGAGUUUCUUCUACAGUUUAACAAGUGGAAGUACUAGUCAUCUUCUCCCUCCAUUUCAACUCAUAACCACAACCAAGAACAAAAAUUCCCCAAUUAUUCUUAACAAAUCCCCAACAUUAUCAUCACAAAACCAUAAUAAUAAUGCUAAUCUAAAAAUUAGCCCAUCUUCAUUAUUAUUAUUAUCAAGAAAGAACUUACUAAAUUUAGCCAUUGCAUUUGUGACACUUACUUCAUCAUCACCAAUAAUAAUACCAUCAUCUCUUGCUAUUCCUUCUAUUAAUAGUAAUAAUAAUAAUAAUAAAUCAGCAGCUAUUCCACCACAAAUUAGUACCACCCCAUUUUCUCAAUCCAAAAACUUAAUCACUGGUUUGGAUAAUGGGAAGAUUAGACCGUGUCCAUCGAAUAAUCCUGGAUGUGUUUCAAGUAACCCACAAUCGUCAUCUUUUGCGUUCCCUUGGAGGAUUCCGGACAAUGCAUUAGAUAAUGCCAUCCAGCAACUGCAACAAGCGAUUUUAGAGACACAGAAGAACGCCGAGAUUGAGGUUGUUGAGGACACCCCUGAUGGCAAAUAUUUGCAAGCAACAGUUGAUGGAGGGUUCGGACGUGAUGUUAUGGAGUUCAUGUUGAAAGGGGACGUCGUCUCUUAUCGAUGCAUGGCCACAAAGGUUACAUAUGUGUACCCUUUCACUACAGCCUUAGGCGAUUCAAAAGGUCAAGAAGAAAGAAUAAGGAAGGUCGUGGACCAAUUAGGGUGGGAUGCCCCUAGUUUUAGUGCCAUGGAUUAAGUCCACUUUGAACGUAUAUAUACACACACGAAAUGUUCACUAUUUCUACUUGUGUAUGUCUUUACAGUUUCAUUAUCAGAUGGUACAUGUUGAUUUCAUUCACUGCUUUCCUUUGUACACAUUUAUUUGGAUCUACAUUUCUCCAGGGUUGGAUCAUAACGUGUUAUAUUGAACUCAUUAGCCGCACAACACACAUUUUUAGGCGCAACCCUCGAUUUUUUGUUGUAUAAUAUUUGUCAACAGAUUAUGAAACUGUAAUUAGAAUGGUACCCAUAUGUUCU
Molecule: messenger RNA, 1117 nt
Organism: Erigeron canadensis
Lineage: Eukaryota; Viridiplantae; Streptophyta; Magnoliopsida; Asterales; Asteraceae
Product: thylakoid lumenal 17.9 kDa protein, chloroplastic
Exons: 4
Coding region: 51-836 (261 amino acids)
Source: RefSeq, a predicted model, not a curated record